Molecule: messenger RNA, 498 nt
Organism: Chlorella variabilis
Lineage: Eukaryota; Viridiplantae; Chlorophyta; Trebouxiophyceae; Chlorellales; Chlorellaceae
Exons: 4
Coding region: 1-498 (165 amino acids)
Molecular function (GO): S-adenosylmethionine-dependent methyltransferase activity
Source: RefSeq, a predicted model, not a curated record
AUGGAGAUCCUGGCGCCCAAGACAGACUAUCUGGCGGAGUUUCUAGCCAUUCAGAACCAGCAGCCACGCAAUCUUGGGUUCUUCGGCACCCGCAACAUGGGCUUCAUGCACCAACAGCUCAUCGAGGUGCUGUCCUACGCCAUGCUGCUGACGGGCAACCACAUCUUCACGUCGGGUGCCACCGGGACCAAUGCCGCUGUCAUCCGCGGCGCACUGCGGGCCGAAAAGCCUGAGCUGCUGACGGUGGUGCUGCCACAGAGCAUGAGCAAGCAGCCAGCAGAGAGCCAGGAGCUGCUGCAGCAGGUGGAGAAUAUCAUUGAGAUGCCACAGAACGAUGGGCUGGCAUUGCUGGAGGCCAGUCGCAUCUGCAACCAGGAUAUCGUGGGACGCGUGCAACAAGUCAUUUGCUUCGCCUUCCACGACUCCAACUUGCUGCUAGAAACUUGCCAGCUAGCGCGCGCUGAGAGCAAGCCCGUGUGCCUCUUUUAUCUGGACUGA